UACUCUGUCAACACGUGCACCCUGUAGUGAUGCAUCAAAUCAAGACCGUCCAAUCAACGUAAUGAAGUUGGUAGCCUUGGCUACUUCAGUUUUGAUAUUUGCGCUUGCCUUGUAAUAGUGCAUUUGGUGUCAGCAGAAGACGCCUAUUUUUAACUCUAGAAAGCUCCUCGCCUCAGGCUAUAUGGGCUGGUCCUCAGACCUCUUGGCACCUUGCCAGGGCCUCGCCAGAGGGAAAGAGCAGAGAGAGCUGUCUCCAUCUCCAAAGGGCAACAGUAGACCAGCCAGUCCGCAGCGAAGUGAUGGAUGUCGGAGCCAGGGAUGGCGAGGGACCGCUGCAGCGCAUCAUCUGAUCGUCAGUCAAGGAAGGGGCAUUCACUCCGAACCCUCCCUGUGCUAUUCCUGCUUAAAAGGUUUACCUAAUCCCAGAUGCAACAUCCAGCCUUUCAGCAAAAUCCAAAUAUGGACGGACCGUUGUGAUAUGAAGUAGGUAUCACGAGCAUAAGUGCGAGGGGAGGAGGGGGGCAGGCACAGGCUGGACCGCAGCUGCUUUGCUUUCGCAAAGUUAUCCUCGUUGACACCGGGGUGAGAGAUAAAGAAAGAAAGAAAGAAAGAGAACAUACAGACAGCAGAAGAAGAGAGAGCGCCGAGUCGGGUAGAAUGAGAGGGUCGAUUUUCUAGAGGAGGCUGCCCGUGUUCGGGGCAACACAGCACAGAGAAAGAGAGAGAGACGCCCCUCUCCAGCUCUCCUCUCCGUCACUUUCGAGCUCUUUUCAGACCGACGAGGACCAUAAUGGCGAAAAUGAGGGUGUCCUACGAGUACUCGGAGGCGGAGGAUAAGAGUAUCCGACUAGGACUGUUCCUCAUCGUCUGUGGCAUCCUGUCCCUCUUUAUCCUCGGGUUCUGCUGGCUCAGUCCCACUCUACAGAGCAUGCAGAGCAAACCGGCAAACUGCACCGUGGUGUCCGUGCUCAGACCGGAGGAGAUGUUCGAGUGCGUGUUCACGUGCGGGGCCGACUGCAAGGGGACGUCGCUGUAUCCGUGUCUGCAGAUAUUCGUCAAUAAUUCCGAGUCGAACUCCGUGGCUCUGCUGCACUUUGACGAACAGCAACUGGUGCUGAACCCUAAGUGCUCAUAUGUUCCUCCAUGUGAGAGGGACAACCAGAAGAACAGGGACAAUGUUCUGUGGUGGGAGGACUACUGGACUAAAGAGGUCAGCUCCCAAUCCUUCACCUGCUUCUUCAACCAGCAGAGAAGGCCUGACGACGUACUGUGGCGGCGCUCCCACGACGCCAGCGUCCUCCUCCACUGUGUCCUGUGGCCCAUGGUGAGUCUGCUGGUGGGCACCCUCAUCGUCCUUCUCACCGUGUGUGCCCGUAGCCUGGCCGUGCGCGCCGAGGCCAUCCAGAAGAGGAAGUGCUCGUACGAGCCGGCAGACAACUCCGAGCAGGGCAAGACGCCGCCCAACACCAACACCGCCUCCUCCCGGACCCUGCCGAUGUUCGCUGUCCCUGUCCGACGCAGAGACCGGGAACAGGAACACUAGAUGGAUGGAUGGAUGGAUGGAUGGAUGGAUGGAGGGAUUGAUUGAUUGUUGAUGACUGUGGUCUCAGUGGUGGCUGUUGUGUGAUGAGGACCUCAUAGAAGCGUGGAAUGUUUGAACUUCCAACGAUGACUGUUCUGAACACUCUUAUUCCGCUAGACUUGACUGAACUCGAGGCUCAUGCACCAGAAAUGCUUGUCUGUCUUGGCUUUGUGUGUUUAUCUACUUGUGUAAGAGCCAUUGUGCCAGUUCAACUCUCAACUGGUGGAGACAUUUUCUAAUGCUAUGUGUAUUACAAUGUGUUGGUUAUGUCUUAUGAAUAAGCAAAAAUCAAAAAAGGACAAUGCUGCUUUCUGUCACUGGUCAUGUUUUGGACAGGUCUGUGUUACGUGUUGAGCCUCUGUGUCUGUGCUGAUUGUACUGCUGUUGCGUUUACUUCACUAUAGCUGACCUCAGUCUCAAACUGUCACAGUUCACUGACUUACACACAGGAAAUGUCUGUGACCUUUGAACGCUCUUUAACUAGACUCUUCAUUACAAGCCCCUGGUCGUAUGAAAGGGAUUGCGAGGGCAUCCCGGCCAGGACCACCUAAAAGGAAUCUUCGACACCAGUUACACAAAAUGUCAGUGCUUUGUUUAGAGAGAAUGUGGUGAAAGGAAUUCUGGGUGGGAGUCCUUCUACUCCCUGGGACUACAGAGCCAGAAGCAGACCUUGGUCUGGUCACCCCCAGCAUGAUGAAAUGUCUUCUUCUCUGGGUGGUAUUAGGAAGUGUUUAAAAGCCUAUCUCACUGCUACUGUUCUUGAGCACCUCAGCCUGGAUUGAAACAAAUCGCAACAAUGCGUAUAUUACUUCUAAAGGCCCAUUGCGGUUUGUUUUAAUCCGGUUCCCCCUCUACUCUCUGUACCUCCUGCUUUUUUGCUUAACCUGUUUCUAACAAUGCUUCUUUAAGGCAUCUGUCCAACUACAGCCAACCCAACCGCCAUGGACUGAAUAUGGCUGUUGGGUAUUUUCAGUUGGCUGCCGCAGGACAUAUUUGCACCUAGUUUGUCCCGGUACAACAUGUCGAAUCUGCCACGGACAGUUGGUCUGGGUUGGGGACAAAAAGUUGGGAUUGUUAGUUGUCUGUGGUUGGAUAGAUGUGCAGAUGCCUUUACUGUAGCAAUUAACUCUGCAGUCUGUCUCCCGUUUUACCUUCUGUCAGUUAGUGGUUUUAGUUUUUCACGAUGCAAAUUGAAUGGUUUUCUUACCACAGUAGCAGAUUUUUGCACCGUUUUGAAUAGUUUGUUGUCCGUAUGUGUUACCGCAAGCUCUCAGAUUGUUUUUGAACAGUUAGUGCAUCCACAGAGGGAAAGCAUGAAAAAAAAUCUGGAUGCAGUUUUCCAUCGAUUAGAUAAAAAAAUAUAUAUAUUCAGAUCUGACUGAAAAUCUUGCUCCAAAGAAAAGGUUUGCUCUCUGAAUUGUAUUAUCGGAUGUAGUUUCACUUGUGUAUUUUAUACAAAAAUAAAGUAGCUAAGACAUUGUUGUCCUUUGCUAAAAGAUGAAUGAUAUUUCAUACGUAAAGCCAUAUGCUGAAAAUGUGAUUGCAGGAAGCGGCGGCUCUAGGCGUUUCUCAGGCCUCUUAGAAUUUGAUCUGUAACAGUUGUACUAAACUACAUGUUUUGUGUUGGAAAGAGAACGUUUUUUUUAAAAAGCCAAUCCAUAAACCUCUGCUGCAUAAUGAUGAUUAGUAGUGCCUGAUAUAGAUCUUUAAUAAAACAAUAAGAGAUA
Coregonus clupeaformis (lake whitefish) is the source of this 3309-nucleotide messenger RNA. Its product is annotated as calcium-activated potassium channel subunit beta-4. Gene Ontology annotation, biological process: detection of calcium ion; potassium ion transport. NCBI's taxonomy places the organism in Eukaryota, Metazoa, Chordata, Actinopteri, Salmoniformes, Salmonidae. The transcript is spliced from 3 exons. The record is from RefSeq and is a predicted model, not a curated record. Gene Ontology annotation, molecular function: calcium-activated potassium channel activity; potassium channel regulator activity. The coding region runs from base 791 to 1543 and encodes 250 amino acids. Gene Ontology annotation, cellular component: voltage-gated potassium channel complex; membrane.